Messenger RNA from Triticum turgidum subsp. durum (durum wheat), 918 nucleotides. The record is from the annotation of a GenBank genome assembly. NCBI's taxonomy places the organism in Eukaryota, Viridiplantae, Streptophyta, Magnoliopsida, Poales, Poaceae.
AUGGCCGCCGCCGCCGCAGCGACGCUCGCCCCGGUCUCCCCUCCGCUGCUGCCCGCCGUCCGCGGUCGCCGGGACGGCCAGCUGCGCCUCUCCCCCCGCCGCGCCGCCGGGUGCCGCUGCAGGGCCACGGCGCAGUUCCAGGGCGGCCCCGCCGCCAGCUACGCCCGCGAGAUGGAGCGCCUCUCCGCCAAGGAGUCCCUCCUCCUCGCCUUCAGGGACUCUGGAGGCUUCGAAGCCUUUGUUAGCGGCAAGACCACGGAGAUGCAGAAGAUCGACGUCAAUGAGCGCAUCGUCGGCCUCGAACGCCUCAACCCCACUCCUCGUCCCACAACAUCACCCUAUCUGGAAGGUCGAUGGAACAUUGAAUGGUUCGGUGAUAGCAGUCCGGGAACAUUUGCAUCCAAGCUUUUGUUUGAGUACGCCACUAUUUCUGGAUGCAAGCGGUCACCUACAAUUGUCGCACACUUUACGGGGCUUGAUGUGGUGAUCAGGGAUGGCUACUGCAAAAUUUCCUCGAACGUCAAGCUCUUGAAUACGAUACAAAACAGAUUUGUUCUGACCACUCAACUGUCCGUGGAGGGGCCUAUCAGGAUGAAAGAGGAAUACGUCGAGGCAUUUUUGGAAACCCCCAAAAUCAGUGAAGAAACACUACCUGAACAACUGAAGGGCUUACUUGGACAAACUGCAGGAGCUCUACAGCAACUUCCUGCCUCUAUAAGAGAUGCUGUUUCGGAGGGGGUUAAGUUACCUCUUAAUGGGAUGUACCAGCGCUUAUUCAUGAUUUCCUACCUUGAUGAAGAAAUACUGAUUAUCCGAGAUGCUGCUGGAGCACCUGAUGUCCUGACAAAACUGGAAGGGCCGCAACCAAAUCCAAUGGAGAACACGCCAGACGUAGUGAUUCCUGAAUAUCAAAGCUAA